Messenger RNA from Glycine soja, 2187 nucleotides. RefSeq names its product glucose-1-phosphate adenylyltransferase large subunit 1-like. The record is from RefSeq and is a predicted model, not a curated record. NCBI's taxonomy places the organism in Eukaryota, Viridiplantae, Streptophyta, Magnoliopsida, Fabales, Fabaceae. Gene Ontology annotation, biological process: glycogen biosynthetic process. Gene Ontology annotation, molecular function: glucose-1-phosphate adenylyltransferase activity. The transcript has 15 exons. The coding region runs from base 348 to 1940 and encodes 530 amino acids.
CAUGAUCAUAGAAAGCAAAAAAACCAACAUUACUAGUAUUUAAUUAUACUUCGCAUGCUCCCCUUAUAGUUUUUGGAAAUUGAUAUAUACCAAAGCCCUGAGAUUUUUCCCAUCUUUCUCGUGAUAGUUCUUCUGGCUCACAAGCCAAUAAAGGCAUCCACAACCUUCAACUUCAACACCACUUGAACAAAUUCACUGUCUAGCGAAUAGUGAUCCACCUUCAUUUCCCGUUUCCAAUAAUCUAAACCUCACUCUAAUCAGUUCUCAGGAUUCCCAUUUGCAUCACACUCACAAGUUAGUUUAAUUCUGUUUGGAACUUCGAAGUACAAGCUUUUGAGACCAACACAAUGGUGUCUGCCUGUGUGACCUUGAAAGCCAAUACCCAUUUAGUAAAAUCGAGAAAAGACAAUACUUUUCGUCAAGAUGGUGGUUUUUUGGGUGAGAGAAUCAAAGGGGGUCUGAAUUACAGUCCCUGGAUCAUUAACCAAUUGGCCUCAACUUCAAGUUUGAGAACCCAGGAGAAGGUGAAUAAGGCCAAACCUGGUGUUGUUUCUGCUGUUCUUACAUCAAGUAACAUCAAAGAAUCAGUGGCCUUUCAAAUGCCAUCGUUUCUCAGAAGAAAGGCUGAUCCAAAAAAUGUUGUUUCCGUCAUAUUGGGAGGGGGCCCUGGAAUUCAACUCUUUCCUCUUACCAAACGAGCUGCCACACCUGCUGUUCCUGUUGGUGGAUGCUACAGGCUUAUAGACAUCCCAAUGAGCAACUGCAUCAACAGUGGCCUUAACAAAAUAUUUGUACUGACACAAUUCAACUCUGCAUCCCUCAACCGUCACAUCUCCCGCACCUAUUUUGGAAACGGAAUCAACUUUGGGGAUGGAUGUGUGGAGGUUCUGGCGGCUACUCAAACACAAGGAGAAGCUGGAAACAACUGGUUCCAAGGAACAGCAGAUGCUGUGAGGCAAUUUACAUGGGUAUUUGAGGAUGCCAAGCACGCAAACAUUGAGAAUGUAUUGAUCUUGGCCGGAGAUCAUCUAUACCGAAUGAAUUACAUGGACCUUGUGCAGAGUCACGUUGACAGAAAUGCAGAUAUUACAGUAUCAUGUGCUGCUGUAGGUGAAAGCCGUGCAUCAGAUUAUGGAUUGGUCAAGGCAGAUGCCAGAGGUCGCAUCAUCCAAUUUUCAGAAAAACCCAACGGAGCUGAUCUGAAAGCAAUGCAAGUAGAUACCUCUGUGCUCGGGUUGCCACUCCAUGAAGCAAAAAGGUCACCAUAUAUUGCAUCUAUGGGGGUUUAUGUAUUCAAGACAGAUGUUUUACUCAGGCUUCUGAAAUGGAGAUAUCCUACAUCCAAUGACUUUGGAUCUGAAAUCAUUCCUGCAGCUGUGAGGGAAAACAAUGUCCAAGCGUAUUUUUUCAUUGACUAUUGGGAAGACAUUGGAACAAUAAAAUCAUUUUACGAUGCUAACUUGGCUCUUACUGAAGAGAAUCCAAUGUUCAAAUUUUAUGACCCCAAGACACCCAUUUACACAUCUCCAAGAUUCCUACCACCAACAAAGAUUGACAAAUGCCGGAUUGUGGAUGCAAUAAUCUCCCAUGGAUGUUUCCUGAGAGAAUGCACUGUCCAACAUUCCAUUGUGGGCGAACGUUCACGUUUGGAUUAUGGUGUUGAACUCCAGGACACUGUAAUGAUGGGAGCUGACUAUUACCAAACUGAAUCCGAAAUUGCUUCUCUGCUGGCAGAGGGGAAGGUUCCCAUUGGGAUUGGAAGGAACACAAAAAUUAGGAACUGCAUAAUUGACAAGAAUGCAAAGAUCGGGAAAGAUGUCAUCAUCAUGAACAAAGAUGGCGUUCAAGAAGCAGAUAGACCAGAAGAUGGAUUUUACAUUCGAUCAGGAAUCACAGUCAUAUUAGAGAAGGCAACAAUAGAAGAUGGCACUGUCAUAUAAAUAAAUGGGUGGAAGUACUUAUUUCAUGGACUGGUGUAGUGGCUAGCAGUACUAGCUCGAAGAAGCAUUCCAAGGAACUUUGGGGACAGAAGGAUCCAAUUGAAAAAUCAGCACUCCCCUUUUGCUAUAUAUGCAACACAUAAGGCUCUCCCACUGCAUGUAAAAAUAAAAUGAAUAAACAGUGUAUGAAAUCAAGAUGCAUAAACGUAAAUAAAAUGAAAAUGUGAAUGUGAUUGUGAACUGCCAA